CUAAAUCAAAAUUCUGGCCUGAAUUUCUGAGUUCUGCCAGGUAAAUUUGACAAGUAGAGAGAUAUGAUGAUGAAAUUUGUGAUAUCAAAUUCUCGAUUCCUACCACAUUCUGCAGAUUCAUCUCAUACUUGUUGUCUUGCAUCCUUCUUUGUUAUCGCAGUUUCUCACUUCUCCGCUAAACCUAACCCUAAUAUCCCCUUUAAACCCAAACCCCAAUUCUCUUAUUCCUCUAAUCCAGCUCAUGCUCGUCUUCAACAUUUACUCCUUGAGAAGUCCAAGGUUGGUUUCGAUAAACUCGAUGAUGCUCUCCAAGUGUUUGAUAAAAUGCUCCUUAUCAAACCUCUGCUUCCUGUUAUCAACUUUGCUCAACUAUUAGCUGCCCUUGUUAAAAUGAAAGAGUACUCCGUAGCUGUCUCCCUUUUUAGAAAGAUGCGUGUAGAAAGCAUCCCUGUUGAGAUAUUUACCAUUACAACUAUCAUCAACUGUUUUUGUCACUUGAAUCGUGUCGAUUUUGCCUUUUCAUUACUGGCUGGAAUCAUCAAGCACGGUUUUGUCCCUGAUGUGAUUACUUAUAACACUCUCAUCAGGGGCCUUAUUUCCCAAGAUAUGCUUCAAGAGGCUCAGCUUUUUUUCCAGAACCUCAUCAGAUUUCAACUCAUUCAACCCAAUGUUGUUACCUAUACAACUAUCAUUCACGGCAUCUGCAAGAGAGGGAAUCCUUCUGUGGCUGUUAAGUUGUUCAAAAUUAUGGAGAAGAAAGGUUGCAAGCCUAAUACUGUGACUUACAACACACUUAUUGACUGUUUGUGUAAGCAUAGAUUAGUUGAUCAAGCAUUGGGUCUUCUCCACCAAAUGACAAGGAAAGCAAUAUCUCCGGAUGUUAUAACCUACAACUCAUUAAUUCAAGGGUUGUGUGACUUUAAUCGAUGGCAUGAUGUCAAACAAUUGCUCAAGGAGAUGGAUGUUAGGAACAUUUCUCAAAAUGUUUUUACUUACAAUAUAUUGAUUGAUGCGUAUUGCAAAGAAGGAAUGAUUGAAGAUGCAGAGGAUGUGAUAGAGUUGAUGAUUCAAAGAGGCCGUUAUCCUGAUGUAGUCACUUACAGCUCACUCAUGGAUGGAUACUGCUUGCGAGGAGAGGUUGAUAAAGCAUUAGCAGUGUUUGAAAGCAUGAAGAGAAAGGGAAUAUUGCCGGAUACUCUUAGCUAUAAUAUCCUCAUCAACGGUUAUUGUAAAAAGUUUAAAGUGGACAGAGCCAUAGAUCUUUUUCAACAAAUGCCCUCUGAAGGUUUAACCCCAACUAUUGAGACUUACAGCACUAUAUUGCAAGGUUUUUUUCAUGAGGGUAGACAUGUUGAAGCACGUAAAUUUUUUAAGGAAAAGAUGAUUAACCAAGGUGUUGAGUUGGAUAAAGUGACAUGCCGUAUCUUGUUGCAUGGUCUUUGCCAGAAUAGUUAUGUUGUUGAAGCACUAUCCUUUUUUCAAAUACUGGAAUCCAGGGGGUUAGUUCCUGAUAUACAUGUUUACAAUAUUCUGAUUGAUGGACUAAGCAAAAAUGGACAUCUAGAGAAUGCAAGAAGGCUUUUUGACAACCUUCCUUUGAAUGGUUUGCUGCCUGACGUCAAGACAUACACAAUGCUGAUCCAAGCAUAUUGUCAUGAAGGGUUAUUUGAGGAAGCGAAUGAACUAUUCAGGAAAAUGGAAGCAAAUGAUUGCUUGCCUACUGAUGUAACCUACAACAUACUAAUCCGAGGUUGUUUACCCAAUAAGAAGUACUAUGAAGCAGGUGUACUCCUGGAUGAAAUGCGUAGUCACGGCUUUGCAUCAGAUGCAUCUACCGCAUCUGCUUUCCUGGAUUUACUUGAAGUGCAAGAACAGGAUCCCGCUCUCCUUGCUUUGCGCAAGAAGUACUCGCCAUAAGUGUAACGAAAGGAGAGAGUGGAAAUCAGGAAUUAACCGGAGAUUUGAUUUUGUUUGAACGAGAAUUUAGGAGGAAAUAUACAUGCAAGUUUGUGAUGGAUGCAGGAUACAACAUUGUGUUCAUUUCACGACUUUGCAGCAAUCUACUGCAUCUGCUUUCCUAGACUUACUUGAAGUGCAACAUCUGGAUCCUGCUCUCCGCAACUGCUUGCCAGAGAGUGGUAUGAUACAUCAUAAUCUAUUUACUUUGCCAACAUGUUUGGAGGGAAUUUGUAGGAAUUCGCAAUUAUAAUAAUGAUUUGCGGUAUCAACAGGCUCAACUAUUAUUAUGUCAGUUGUCAAUGCUGUAAAACUUUCACUUCUCCUGUCGAUUACUUUAUUUUCUUCCAUGUACUGCACUUACAAAUUGUUGGGAUUAAUUUGAUACGGAGUAUAAUUUUUUUAAUUAUAAUGAAGGUCCUUUUUCGGUUU
Messenger RNA from Daucus carota subsp. sativus, 2388 nucleotides. Its product is annotated as putative pentatricopeptide repeat-containing protein At1g12700, mitochondrial. NCBI's taxonomy places the organism in Eukaryota, Viridiplantae, Streptophyta, Magnoliopsida, Apiales, Apiaceae. The coding region runs from base 64 to 1917 and encodes 617 amino acids. Gene Ontology annotation, molecular function: mRNA binding; protein binding. The record is from RefSeq and is a predicted model, not a curated record. The transcript has 2 exons.